Molecule: messenger RNA, 2007 nt
Organism: Coccomyxa subellipsoidea C-169
Lineage: Eukaryota; Viridiplantae; Chlorophyta; Trebouxiophyceae; Coccomyxaceae
Exons: 7
Coding region: 1-2007 (668 amino acids)
Source: RefSeq, a predicted model, not a curated record
AUGGCUGCAGGGCAGAUCCUGCAAAUGCCCCUGGCUCAGCACGCUUCUGACCGUGUAAAGGACGACAUCGGCAAGCUUUCAACGGCCUUGGUCACCUUCCACUUCGCAUCGAGCAGCACAAGAAAGGCGACUGUUCCAAUGCACUGCAAGGUGCAGCCAGCUACUGAGGGAGCUCUAAAAGUUCGAGCAGAUUUACAAACGAAGCGCAGUGUCCAGUCCAGCUUGAACCUCGAGACAUACAUCGACCUGCACGCGGCACUUUGCAAGGGCACCUUCCAAGUACAAAAGGUGUCGGUCGUGGAGAGGGCGAUGUACAAGAUGAACGACUUGAAGCAGGACAUUCUUGACUUGAUGGAGGGCUUGACUCUGGCAGCCCCAACCCUGCUCACAUCAACCACAGACACCACCGCAGCUCAGCAGGACAAUGCACAUGGAGACGGUGCCGCUAAUGUGCACUUGGAUGUGACAGCUGCAGACCUGGCCGCCCUUAAUUGGGUCAGGCCUGAGAAGAUCAGCACAGUGGAGGUCGCACUCAGCAGGCCAAAGCAGCUCCAGGAUUCCCAUGUCCGUUGCCCAGCAGCAGCAAUUCCACAUUCCCUCCAGGAAGACCAGUCAGCAGUGGUGUCUGCAGGGACAUAUCAGCGGCGACCCUCAGGAAGUGAGCAGCAGCGCCUUGGAGUCAAUGCAAGAGCUCUCGGCACCGGCAGGAAAGAACCCCAAGUGGAGGCAGGGUCAGCCCAGGAAGCAAGCGGCCUGGAGCACACCAUCAGGGGUGCACCAGCCUCAGAUUUGAUCGAGCAUUGGCAGACAGCAUCACCCGCAGGAACGCCAUCCAUGAACAAGCAAGCACAGCUUGCAGCUCGUGAGUUCAGCAUCGCAGCCACAGGGGCUUUUCAGCAGAGGGAUGUCAUGCCAGCCCUUCUGGACGCCCAGCGCCUUCAGCAGCAGCCAAUUUUCACAGGCUCAGCAGCAAUGUGCAAUGUGAGCAGCUAUGUCGACGCCGCAGCAGGAGCAGAUGCAUGCAAUGAUUCCCAUGGCAACAGCGCCGCCAACACAAGCCCAGGGAUGAGUUGCAGCGCGCAAGGCACAUCACAACAAGAUCCCAUGCCUGCCUCUGUGCUCGCAGCGGUCCCUGAGAGCGCAGCCUGCAGUGUUGCAUGGAGGAGCAAGCGCAAGGCAGCCUGCCUGGAGCCAGCGCAGACAGGCAAGCUGCAUGCGCAUGCGGAACCCCCACAGAAGAGAGCUGACAGCUCCCAGUGUGUGCCCCCGCCCAGCUGCCAAGCUUCAGAGACUGCCUCAGAGAGAGGCCCAGUGACAGAGCAGCAGCACCACCACAGAAAAGGCCCGCUUUUGAGCUUUGGUCCUGCCGGCUUCAAUUUGGAUGCUCCAGUGCAGCGUAGUGAUGAACAAGCCAGCCGCAGCGCAGACUUCCCAAUGCACAGAUCCAAGGAUGCAUCAGAUGAAGGUCCACCUCAGCUGCCACAGCAAACAGCCAAGAUUGAGCAGAGUGCACAUGCCGCCACAGAUUCAAGCCAGCUGAAUGAAUGUACAACCCAGCUCGCUGCAGCCGCUGGUACAGGGCACAGCCCAGCAUGGAUGGCUGAGCAGGUCAGGGCACUGGCAGAGAAGUCUGUAGCAGCGCCGCUGCCGGGUGACUGGGAGGGAGGAGGGCUGAUUGGGCGCAGCGUUGCCUUUGUGCUGCUGGAGGAUUUCGAUGCUGGAGGGCAGACCAUCUUGCGCGGCAUCAAGACUGGCAGGGUGCUUGAGCACAUCUCCAGUGACCAUGUUGAGGAGAUUUGCAGCGCCACAUGCUCACAGCAGCACAGCUUCCACUAUGUGCGACUCAGCAAGAGCGAGCUGACUCAGCAAGGCGGAGCAGGAGUGAAAAAGCGGGGCUUGAAGGUUGACUUGAAGCUGGACCUCCACCCAUCUCUGCACCAGAACAACCUGGCAGAACUCCUGAAGCUUCACACAACUGCCCUUCAGGUUGGAGUCAGCGCAUUAUGA